Molecule: messenger RNA, 4147 nt
Organism: Empidonax traillii (willow flycatcher)
Lineage: Eukaryota; Metazoa; Chordata; Aves; Passeriformes; Tyrannidae
Product: M-phase inducer phosphatase 2-like
Exons: 15
Coding region: 89-1573 (494 amino acids)
Biological process (GO): protein dephosphorylation; positive regulation of G2/MI transition of meiotic cell cycle; G2/M transition of mitotic cell cycle
Cellular component (GO): nucleus; cytoplasm
Molecular function (GO): protein tyrosine phosphatase activity
Source: RefSeq, a predicted model, not a curated record
CGGCACAGCGCGACCAGACCGCGCUCCGCUGCCGGCCAGGCGCUGCCGGACACCCACACUCGCUCGCUCGCUCGCUCCCUCCACGGCCAUGGCGCUGUGCGGCGGCCGCGGGCUGCCCGGGCUGGCGGGCACCUCCCCGGGGCUGUCCCCGCUGCCGCUGGACGCGGGACACCCGGCGGAGCCGGGCAGGCUCUGGAACACCCCGAAGCGGUGGGGCGAGGGGCUGCCCCUGCCGUGGCUCUCGCCCACCCUGUCCCCGGAGCCGGUGGCCUCGCCCCGUCCCCGGGACUCCGUCUGCUCCCGGCCCUCGGAUGCCGGACUGGGACUGGACUCCCCCACACAGCACGACCUCGCGGCGGCGGAGGAAGCCUUCGAGAAAAUGAUCCUGAGUUGCAGCAGACUCCUCCAAGGCCCAAAGCUCCACCUGCGGAGGAUCCGCUCCUUGCCGCCGUGUGCUGUGGAGUCCAGCCCGAUCCUGAAGGACAUCUCCCGCUCCGGGGAGUUCAACGUCCGCAGGGGCCGAGUGCGGAAGGCCUGCAGGGAGCCCGAGGAUGAGGAGGGCUUUGUCCCCAAGAAGCGGCCGAGGCUGGACCAGCAGAGCCAGCUGGCCGCCGGCCAUGGGGCUGCCAGGAGGGACCCCCUGGCCACAAGACCCUGCUCCACAUCCAACCUGCUGAGUGAUGCCACCGUGCCCCGGGGCACUGCUGAGAACGUGCUGACCUCGAGGAUGCUGAGGAAGGAGGAGGCAGAGCUGCGUCCGGGCAAGCGCAGCAAGUGCCGGCAGCUCUUCUGCUCGCACUCGGGGACCAGCAGGCCCAUCAGGCCCAACCUGAAGCGGGCACACCCCCGCGAUGAGGACACCCCUGUCAAGGCCAAGAAGCAGAGGAUGGGGGCCGGCAGCCCCUGCCAGGAGGCGUCGUUGGAGCCGGAAGAGGGGCUGCAGCAUUGCAGGUCUGCCCAGCGUGAGGAGAUCAAGAGCCCGCUGGACAACGAUGACCAGGACCUCAUCGGGGACUUCUCCAAGGCUCACCUCCUGCCGAUGGUGGAGGGGAAGGACCCCGGCCUGAAGUACAUCUCCCCUGACACGUUGGUGGCAGUGCUGACGGGGCAGUGGAGCAGCUUCCUCCAGAGCAGCAUCGUCGUGGACUGUCGCUACCCCUAUGAGUACGAGGGGGGCCACAUCAAGGGUGCUGUCAACCUGCCCCUGCAGCGGGAUGUGGAGCGAUUCCUGCUGGAGCAGCCCAUCCUGCCCCUGGAGCCCAGCAAGAGGGUGAUCAUCAUCUUCCACUGCGAGUUCUCGGCUCACCGCGGGCCCAAAAUGUGCCGCUUCCUCAGGGAGAAGGAUCGCUCCUGUCACGAGUACCCCCAGCUCCACUACCCCGAGCUCUAUGUCCUGAAGGGCGGCUACCGGGAUUUCUUCCUGCAGUACCCGGCACUCUGCGAACCGCAGGACUAUCGGCCCAUGGAGCACCGCGCCUUCCAGGAGGACCUGCGCCAGUUCCGCUGCCAGAGCCGGCCCCGGGCGGCAGAGCGCAGCCGGCCGGACUUCUGCAGCCGCCGCCUGCCCCGCUGAGCGCUCGGGGGCCCGCAGCCCCUCCGUGGGCAAUGGGCGACCUGCCGACUGCGAGGGCUUCCCUUGGCCGGGCAAUGUGCCUUGGCUUGGCCUGCUUGGUUAGGACUCGUUGAAUGUCUUGAUUAUUGUUAGGAGUGCUUUAAUGUAGUAGUAAUUGUUAGGAGUGGUUUCAUGUCUUGGUUAUUGUUAGGACUGGUUUAAUGUAGUGGUUAUUGAUAGGAUUAGUUUAAUGUCUUAAUUAUUUGUUAGGAUUGGGGUUUUGUGCCUUCUUUAUCGUUAGAAUUGGUUUAUUGUUUUGCUUAUUUUGUUUGUGUCUUUUUUUAUUUUUAAGAUUGUUUCUUCAUUUCUGUUACGGAAUUCAUAAGUUUUAAGGAAGGAAGGAAAAAAAUGUUGGAUACUCAAUUAGCUACAUAGAAUAUUCCUGAACUAGUUUGGUUUGUGUAAAAUCAGUGCACAAAGUCCUUCAUAGCAUCAAAUGACUUCCUUAACUGUAAAUGAGGCAACCACUUUAAUCACAAUCCUGUAAAGGUAUUCCACGGUUCUUCAUUUCCUUUAUAGACAAAAAGUCACCCCCGAGGAAAUGUGUAAUACUGACAAGCAGCAGAACUGGCUUCCAAUCUGUUUGCUUUUUUCUUGCUGUAAAAUUUGCCAGCACAAAAUUCUUUAUACUACGAUUUGAGCCAAAACAUAAGAGAAAAUGUCACUGGCAGAAUGGAUAAACAUCAUAAUACCUGAGAUUUAUUUGUAUUUUGUUCCUCUUUGACAAGGCUUUUGCUAUUGCUUCUAGCAGGACAGCUACAGCAAGCUAUAGUAACUUUGCUCUUACUGCAUAUACAACAGAUACAGAGUGUAUGACAAGUUUCUUUUUCAAAAUUAUUGCUUGAAUUUUUAGCUGAAGAAAAAGCAUUUCUUCCCCUCAACAGCAGAGGAAUGAAUAUUUUAUGGUCAGAUCUUGCUGGGUCAGCUAGAUCUCACUCCUUUAGCAAUAUGGUUCCAGGCUGCAAUAUUAAUAUUAUGGCGGGUUUUUUUUAGGGGAGCAUUUAUUAAUGCAGCUUCCCUGAAAAACAAACAAACAAAUGAUCAAAUUAUCCCUCUAGCAACUAGGUUACUUUAUAUUAAUAACAACAACAACAAAGCUUUAGAUAAAACUCAACUACUUUUAGAUUUAAUUUCACAGACAGGAACUACAAAAUGAUCAGGCAUCAUAUGCACAGGGGAUAAUACAAAAGCCAUAUUUCUUGAUUUAUAUACCAUGGUAUAUAAAUCCAUGAAGAAACAAAUGAUUCUGCUUUCUGGAUUAGAGCCUUGAAUGGUUUAAAUAAUGGAGAGUGUAGCCAUUGCUCUUUCUUGUGCCAGCCAGCUGGACUAAGCCCAGAGAAAGUCCUCCUUCACAAAGAGCAGCAUACACACCCUUCCAGCCUGGAAAGUGCUUUCCCUGCAGAGCCAAGCAGUGGAUUGUUAGACUUUUGAUGCUCCAAUAAUGCUGUCAAAGACUUCAGGCUGAUGUCGAUGAAAUGAUUUACAGUAGCCUUAACAUUUAUGGAAAGAAACUAAUUGUAAUUAUAAACACAUAAGAAAAUAAUUUUAUUUUUUUCUGUAUGUUUUUUUGGUUGUUAUUACAUUUAUGACUUUAAAAAAAUAAGACAGACAGCACUGCCCUGGGGUUGCUUCAUAGCUAGAGGCUGGCAUGUUUCACAGGAGAGGUAAAUCCACCUCUGAGCCUUCUCCUCUUUCUCCCACCUUGCACGGCCUUGCACCUCAUCUAUCAGCUUUCUGAUUAUACCAUGGAAUGGAACUAGGGCUCAGGUUUGGAAUGUAUUUCCAGGAUUCAGCCUGUACAUUUUGAGUACUUUCAGAUGCAAGCCUCCAUUUUUAACUGCUGAGCAGCCUCCUAAAAUGGAUGUUUAUAAUAAAAUUGAACAUUUUCAGCCGGUAUAACUUAAUUGCAUUAAAUUACAAUGCAUUAGUAUGAUAUACAGGCACAUUUUAGAGGUGGUAAUGGUUGUUUUCCAAUAAUGUGUCCUAAUCAUCAGCAAAGCCGUGCUCACACUGAUCUCUAACCCUUUUGGAAGCAGCUGAUGGUCAUGUACAAGGCCAGGUGCACUUACAAGAAAACGUGCUCUUUGUUCACAAUCUGAAAGCACUGCUUAAACAUUAAGUGUUUUUAUACAAUAUCUGAUGAUCUGUUAAAAUAUGGAUUAAAAAAAAGAUAAUGUUAAACAGAAUUAACUUUCAGUAAAGUCAGUGUUACCACACCAGUUUGGCUGUCAAACAGUACACUUCUGCUCUUGUAAUUAUGAAGGAGUAGUUAUUUAGUUAUUAAUUUUUAGUGUGGGUCUACAUUCUUUGGGUCUACAGCAAAAUAACAACACAACAAGCCUGACUCUUUCUCCAGGAGUCUUUACAGCCUACACUAAAAGCUUCAUUAAGCUUUUGUCCUCCCAGAGUGUCCAGCUACAUAUUCUGCUGCAGUAAAAUAGCGAUAAUAUCACUAAAUACUUUGUAUUACAGAAAAAUGUGUAACAUCACAAGAAAUGGGUAAUAAAACUUAAUUCAGCAUUAUGGAACUUAAAA